CUCCCCUCACAGUUUGCCGGCGGAAGGAGCUUAGUUUUGUGGGUCGACGCACCAGCCUUCAUGCACAAUCUGAAAGCACCUAUAUUUCAAAUAGGCUAGCUAGCUAGCUAGCUAACACAUUUUCAGCUGUAAUGUUUCAACUUCACAUUGCUCGUGGAUUCCGUGCGGGUUUCAACCUAACGUUAACUAGGUCUUUACGGGAUUUGAGGUCCUCUUCGAAUGCAUGCAGACAUGCAAGACUGCCUAUGAAAAGACAUGAGCACUUAUUUAAUGUUGCCAGAAGGUCGUUUCUUAAUGAGGCCAUCAAGGUGCAGUCAUCCUUUUCACAGCCUCUCUUGGCUCGCUAUUUCUCGACAUCAACCACACACUUUUCUGAGGAAGGUAGUCUCAUCUACACAGGAAACCUGGGCACAGCUGUUCGUGGCGUGAAGAUAUUCUCCUACUCCAGCAGUGGCAUGAGCCUGGGUUUCCUUGCUUACAUCCUGCUGCAGAAAGGCAUCGGUGUGAAUAGCCUGGUCUUAAAGGCUGUCUUCUGCGGGGCUGUUGGGUUCUUCACUUUCCUCACGCCUAUCCUCCUCCACCAUGUCACCAAAGGCUACGUAGUGCGCUUGUACCACAAUGCCGACACAGACAUGUACACAGCCGUCACCUACAGUGCCCUGCUGAUGGAGAAAAAAACUGUAUUUCAUCAAAAGGACGUGAAGAUACCGGAUGUCAGUCGAAUUUUCACCACUUUUUUUGCUGGCAAGAAAGGCCUGCUGAUAAACCCUCAACUCUUUGAAAUACAAGAUGAUUAUAACCACCUUAUGGGAUAUGAUAAACCUUUCUCUUUUGACAUAUACGAUAUUGAUAAUCCUGAUAAGAGUUAGUGUGUAAAAGAGACUGACCUAGCCAAGCUUUUGCAAUCUGGUGAAAAAAAAUUGUACACAUUUUUGUUUUGAACCAUUGUUAGAUGAAUGGAAAGUUUAAAAGUAAAUAACGUUUUUUUGUAGGACACAUACAAUUUUGUAUGACUUGUAAUCAACUUUCUCUUAAGGAGUCCAGAUAAAUAACAUCACUUAAACCAUAAUACCAAGUUUUCAAGAUUUCUAACGGUAUUAAACUAUUUUAAUAAUAGUUAUUCCGCUUCGCGUCGUGCCU
Molecule: messenger RNA, 1140 nt
Organism: Hypomesus transpacificus
Lineage: Eukaryota; Metazoa; Chordata; Actinopteri; Osmeriformes; Osmeridae
Gene: tmem70
Product: transmembrane protein 70
Exons: 3
Coding region: 132-869 (245 amino acids)
Biological process (GO): mitochondrial proton-transporting ATP synthase complex assembly
Cellular component (GO): mitochondrial membrane
Source: RefSeq, a predicted model, not a curated record